AUGGCUUCCAACUUAGCAGUAACUGAUCUUGCAUCCAUCAAGCCUUUCAAGACUGUUUGGAAGGUCCAAAUCAAAAUCAUUCAUAGCUGGCAGCAGUAUACCAGCUACUCUGGUGAGACCCUGGAGAUGGUCCUAGCUGAUGUCUCUGGUACUUUGAUCCAUGCGACUGUGAAGAAACAACAGCUUCACAAGUUCCAGCGUAUGAUCGUCCCUGGUCAAUGGAGAAUCAUUGAGGAUUUUUCAUUGACUAAGGCUACUGGCAAAUUUAGGGUCACAAAGCAUGCUUACCGUAUGUUUUUGUUGAACACUUCCAUAAUUGUGCCAUGUGCGUCAUUGUCUGAUGACAUCUACCUUCACUUGGUUGAUUUCCAGACUAUUCACAACGAGCCAUCCUUGAAUGAGAACAUUUUGAUUGAUGUGAUUGGCCAAGUUGUAAAUGUUGGUGAAAUGAAAACUCAUGAAGUGGAUAACAAGUUCAAAAAGAAGCUAGAGUUUGAACUCAAGGACACUAGGGAUGAACGUUUAGCAUGUACGCUAUGGGGCAAGUUUGCUGAAAACAUGUUAGCGGCCUGUGAAAACAAUCGUCUUAAUAGAUUGAUAUGUUUGCUGCGUUUUGCUAAAGUGAAUUCUUUGAAAGGUCAAAGAUCUGUCUCCAAUGCUUUCGAGAUGUCUUUACUUCUGAUUGAUCCAGCUCUCCCUCCAAUUGCUUACUUCCUCGCAAAUUUGCCUAAUGAUGGCUUAGCCUUGACAAUCCAACAAGUUGGUCCUAAGGAAGACCCAAAAGUGAAGAAAGCCGAAUCCUACAAACGUGUUCCAGCAAAAACGAUUGCUGAACUCCUAGAGUACAAGCAGGAGGGAAAAUUUAGGAUCAUGUGCGCUGUGUAUGCAAUUGACACGGAGUUUGCUUGGUACUACUUUGUCUGUUCAAAGUGUAAUACCACUUGCUACAAUGUACCGAAAGAAGAGAAUGAAGAUCUUAAGAAAAACAAGAAGACAAUGUUUUGGUGUUCUGGUUGUAAUAACAACCAUAGCAAUGUUGAGCCAAGGUUUAGGUUGAUCUUGUGUGUCAUGGAUUCCACUGCACAGACAAAAUUUAUGUUGUUUGAGAACCAUGCAUACAGUCUCAUACAACAAUCUUCUCUUCAGCUACUCAAUGGUCAUUUCGACGAGAUAGUUGAUCCCAAAAACAUUCCUAAGGAGAUACAGAACUUGGUUGGCAAGACUUUUCAAUUUGUUGUGAGUAUUGAAAAGGAUAACAUCAAAGAGGGAAGUGAUACAUACAAGGUGGGUCAUGUCUUUGUUGGUCUAGAGGUUGAGGAAGAUGAUACUAUUGAGCAUUCAGUUGGUGAUGAUGAUUUAACCACUCUUGUGAGUGCUAACAAGUGGCUUCGACAAUGCAGGCAUAGCAUCUCCUUCCACUACACUUUUUCAAAGAGGAAGGAUGAUGAGUCUGACGAUACGUCAAACAAUUCAUCUUCUUCUAAACAAGCAUGUUUAGGUUCGAUUACUCGUGCUAUUGAAGAUGAACAUGUUGAUGAUGAUGGCAGGAGCUUAAGGAGUGGCUGA
Camelina sativa (false flax) is the source of this 1566-nucleotide messenger RNA. RefSeq lists its product as uncharacterized. The record is from RefSeq and is a predicted model, not a curated record. Lineage: Eukaryota; Viridiplantae; Streptophyta; Magnoliopsida; Brassicales; Brassicaceae.